This is a messenger RNA of Trichoderma citrinoviride, 450 nucleotides long. RefSeq lists its product as hypothetical. The coding region runs from base 1 to 450 and encodes 149 amino acids. The record is from RefSeq and is a predicted model, not a curated record. The transcript is spliced from 3 exons. NCBI's taxonomy places the organism in Eukaryota, Fungi, Ascomycota, Sordariomycetes, Hypocreales, Hypocreaceae.
AUGAACCUGUCCACAAUUCUUGGGAACAUGGGGACAUUUCAAUUGCAAACCCCAUCCGGCUGUCGCUGGACGCCGCGAUUGGCCGUCUCAGGCGGAACCUCCAUGCCGCUGUGGAGAGACGAAGAUCCGACGCUGCGCUGCCGCCUAUCAGUGUUAGAGAAGGCCGAUUACCUGAGCAGGGCGAGGCUUCCGGGGCUCCACUGCAGUCGGCGCAAGAUUCGUCCGGCGCACAAUUUCAUGCCGCCGGAUGGCCGCCCAUGCCGCAAGGGGGUGUCUGUCUGUUCUUCUCUGAAGAAGUUGUUGUUCCUGCGUGGUAGCUCCUUGGUGGUGGUAUCAUCUUGGGUUAUCAUCCAGCAAUUGCGCGUCUACCCCUGUAAGUUCCUCGUCUUCGUCUUCGUCUACAACGGUCCCGCGACCGGCGCCUUCGUCGUCGACUUUGCAUCACACUAG